Messenger RNA from Sclerotinia trifoliorum, 2049 nucleotides. The record is from the annotation of a GenBank genome assembly. Lineage: Eukaryota; Fungi; Ascomycota; Leotiomycetes; Helotiales; Sclerotiniaceae.
AAAUUUUUCAUCAUCAGUGUGAGUUAUUUCAGCGACAUUUUCGUGCAAUAUGGAGACUUUACAUAUCUACUUUGCAUGUGGAUUUGAAUCGACCAUCCAUCCUCCGCAACCUGCAGCUUACACCUGCAUACCUUCUAAAGACAGCGCGGAUGCAAAAAUAGAUCGACAUCGCGCCCUCCAAGAUGUCAAACCCUCACCUCCAGUCAAAAAAUGACACCCACGUGAUCAACAACAACAGCGACACAGAAGCAAACAAACCACACAAUGACGGCCACCAUGGACGUCCAAUUCUCGCCGAUAAACUGGCGCGGUCCCUCUCGGCCCGCCAAGUCCAAAUGAUAGCCAUCGGCGGCACAAUCGGCACAGGACUCUUCCUCGGCACCGGAAAAUCCCUCGCAACGGGUGGUCCAGCCUCCGUCCUCAUCGCAUACCUAAUCGUCGGUUUCAUCAUCAUGCUCACUAUGCUCUCGCUAGGCGAAAUGGCAGCGUACGUACCCAUAGCAGGUAGUUUCUGCACGUUUGCGGGGAGAUACGUAGAUGAUGGGUUGGGAUUCGCGUUAACGUGGAAUUAUUGGUUUAAUGAUGCGGUGAGCACGGCGGCGGAUUUGGUGGCUCUUCAGUUGGUUUGGGCGUAUUGGGGGGAUACGGGAUUACCGGGGUGGGGACUCGCGUUGAUAUUUUGGGUGCUUUUGGUGUUAGCUAAUAUUAUUACUGUGAAGGCUUAUGGGGAGGUGAGAUUUUACUCCGAUUUUAGAGGGUAUAGGAAGAGGCUGACGCGUGAUUAUUGUAGCUUGAGUAUUGGUUGAGUCUUUUGAAAGUUGUUACUAUAACGGUAGGUUUUUGCUUGUUUCUCCUAUGUUUUCAGGGUCUAGGCAUGUACUAAUCUCCUAAUAGAUCUUCAUAAUUCUUGGAAUUGUAGUAAAUUGUGGAGGUAGCACCUCUCACACAUAUCUCGGUGCACAUAAUUGGUACAUAGGUGAUGCACCAUUCGUAGGAGGAAUCGGUGGAUUUGCCUCCGUCUUCGUGACCGCAUCUUUUGCAUGUAAGUUUUAACCCUCCCCUCCCCAAAAACACAAAUCCUAAUCCGCUUCCAGACGGUGGCACAGAAUCAAUCGCUAUAACGGCAGGCGAAACCAAGAACCCGACGAAAAACCUCCCUCGCGUAGUAAAAAAUGUCUUCUGGCGUAUCCUCAUCUUCUACAUUCUUUCCGUUCUCCUAAUCGGUCUCAACAUUCCUUACAAUUACCCCAAUCUCUCUAGCAAAUCAACAGCCACUUCUCCCUUUACCCUCGUUUUCCAAAUGGUGGGCGCCAAGGCAGCGGGUUCUUUUAUGAACGCUGUAAUACUCACCUCUGUUAUUUCAGCUGGAAAUCAUGCUUUAUUCGCCGGUACCAGACUUUUAUACACUCUCUCCGUCGAUCGACACGCUCCUCAAUUCUUCGGUAAAUUAAACAGGAAUCGCGUCCCCUGGGUAGCAGUCCUAGCUACAAGUGCCAUUAGCGGACUCUGUUUCGGAGCGAGUUUUAUCGGUGCAGGUCAAUUGUGGAGUUGGUUGCAAAAUCUCGUGGGGGUGAGUAAUCAGUUAGCUUGGAUUGCUAUAGGUGUUACAUCGAUACGAUUUCGCGGCGCGUUAAAGGUUCAGGGAAAAACACAUCUUCUCCCGUUUAAAAAUUGGACGUAUCCGUGGGGACCAUGGAUUUGUAUCGUUUUGAAUGUGGUGAUUGUGCUGGUGCAGGGCUGGAGUUCAUUUAGUCCGAAGUUUAGCGCGGUUGAUUUUGUUAGUUAUUAUAUUGAGCUUCCGCUUAUGGCGAUCAUGUGGUUGGGCUGGAAGUGGCUGAAGAGGACGAAGGUGGUGAGUUAUGAGGAUAUGGAUUUAGAGACGGAUGUACAUGUUGUGGGGGAGGAAGAUGAAAAGGAAAGGGAAAGGGAGAGGUCAGCGAGGGGAAAGGUGGAGAGGAUAUUGAGAUGGAUUUUUUAAUGUUCGACUAAUAAUUGAUGGUUGGAUUCGUAGUUUUAGAUGGUAUUGGUGUUCUUUGUUAAGUCAACUGU